Molecule: messenger RNA, 1128 nt
Organism: Exophiala aquamarina CBS 119918
Lineage: Eukaryota; Fungi; Ascomycota; Eurotiomycetes; Chaetothyriales; Herpotrichiellaceae
Exons: 3
Coding region: 1-1128 (375 amino acids)
Molecular function (GO): dioxygenase activity
Source: RefSeq, a predicted model, not a curated record
AUGGCACCAAUUGCCCUUGAAGCAACUCCAACUGAGAGCCCCCAGCCAUUGAUCAAGCCGUGGAGUAGACCACAGCAGACAAAGGAACCACUGGGUUGGGCACCCUUAGCGACGAUCGACCUCUCUCGGUUCGAUGAGCCUGGAGGCAAGCAAGAACUUGCAGCUCAGCUCUAUGAUGCCGUAACCAGGGUUGGGUUCUGGGUCGUUACCAAUACCGGGCUCGACGAUGAACGUGUGCUGCGCCAGUUUAGCAUCGGAAAUACCUUUUUCAAAGAACCCCUCGAAGAAAAAAGGUUCUUCAAGUGUAACUUUGCCGAAGGUGAGUAUUUCGGAUACCGUGAGAAUGAGAGGUGGAUCGGGGACACUGGCGUCAAGGAGAACAUUGAAAUGCUCAAUAUCCACAAAGACAUACCCGCUCAUGCCAACGUACCCAAGCAUAAAGUCGUGCAGGAAAACUGGGACGAGAUCCGUGCCUUCCACCGAGACGUGUUUGAGAAGGUGGUUCGUAAGCUAUUUGUACUAAUGUCUAUCAUUUUGGAAUUGCCCGAGAACUAUCUCACGGACGCACACACGUACGACGAGCUCUCCGACGACCAUCUCCGCUACAUGAUUUACAACGUCCGCACCCAGGAGGAAUGGGACAAGGCUCAGGCAUAUUCCAAGGGCGGCCAUACCGAUUUCGGGAGCCUGACAUUGUUGUUCAGCCAGCAUGUGGCAGGCCUGCAAAUCCGGACGCCCGAAGGAGAGUGGAAAUACGUCAAACCUGUCGAAGGUGGAAUCACCUGCAAUGCGGCUGAUACGCUGUCAUUCUUGACGAAUGGCUUCAUCAAAUCCACGAUUCACCGAGUUGUGACACCGCCCAAAGACCAACUUAACAUCAACCGCCUGGGCCUACUGUACUUCAGCCGUCCUGGAGCGAACACACCAAUAAGGACGGUUCCGUCGCCAGUUCUCGAUCGCCUCGGCCUGAUUAGCGAGGAAGACAAGGAUGUCAGCAAACCAGUCCCAACUGGAACCGAGUACGUCCGCGCGAGAGUCAAGGACGUCCACCACAAGACUGUCUUGGAUAAACGAGCCGGCACGCAGUUUGAGUUCAAGGGCUUGAAGGUCGAGAACCAUUAUGAAUGA